Messenger RNA from Acyrthosiphon pisum (pea aphid), 2316 nucleotides. RefSeq names its product cytochrome P450 4C1-like. The record is from RefSeq and is a predicted model, not a curated record. Gene Ontology annotation, molecular function: monooxygenase activity; heme binding; iron ion binding. NCBI's taxonomy places the organism in Eukaryota, Metazoa, Arthropoda, Insecta, Hemiptera, Aphididae. The coding region runs from base 221 to 1759 and encodes 512 amino acids. The transcript has 13 exons.
ACUAUUAGUUGUUUUAGUUGAAUUCAGUCAAUGUGUACAAUGUCGUACCUAUGAAAUUAACAGUAGAGAAAAACUAGUGAAUACAAGUGUUUAUAAACAAUUUAUUAUGUAUAACAUGUAUAAAAAUAUAAUUUUAUAAUAUUAAUUUUAUAAUCGUAUGCAAACCGAUAUUUUUUGUUUUUAAUUCAGAUUAAAGGUGGAUUUAAAUUUCAAAUUUACAAUGAUUGAACAAAUUGCUUACAUAAUUGGUAUUGUUCUUGUGUGGUCUUACUUCAAAUGGCAAAACAGGCGCUUUGAAAAAUUGGCUGCUAUAAUGCCGGGGCCUACAGCGUACCCGAUCAUAGGAAUAGGAUAUAAAUUUUUUGGCUCAUCAGAAGACGUAAUGAGCAAAAUAAUUGAUUUGGUGAAAGAAUAUAAUCUAUCGCCAAUUAAACUAUGGUUAGGACCAUAUUUUGCAGUUUCCAUUUCCAAACCAGAAGACUUACAAAUUAUUUUAAAUAAUUCAAAGGCUUUACAGAAAGACCAAAUGUACGAUUUUUUCAAGUAUGCUGUGGGUGAAGGUUUGUUUACUGCACCAGUUGACAAAUGGAAGAGACAUCGUCGCAUGAUCACUCCCGCUUUUAAUGCCAAGCUUUUCGAACAGUUUUUCCCAGUGUUUAACGAAAAAAACAAAAUUCUUAUCAAGAAUGUUACGAAGGAAUUAAAUAAAACACAAAUGUUCGAUCUCUGGCACUAUGUUGCACCAGCUGCUCUUGAUACUAUUUGUCAAACCACUAUGGGGUACAAUCUAGACACUCAAUCAAACAAUAAAGAAUGUGAAUUCGGCGAAGCAAUUGUAAUGGCAUCGGAGGUAGCAGCGCUGCGAAUUUACAAACCAUGGUUAUAUCCAGAAAUGGUGUUUUCAAUGUACUUAAAACUCACUGGACACCAAAGGGUUUUCGAAACAGUGAAAAAAUUUCCAUUACAAGUAAUCAAGGAAAAGAAAGAUGAAUUUGACCAGAGGAAAAAAGCAAUUAAUGCGAAAGUAGACUUAGCCAAUAAUAAGGAUGAAAAUCAAUCAAAACUAUUCUUGGACAUAUUAUUUGAACUGAACAACACUGGUGGAAACUUUUCAGAUUCCGAUAUUAGAGAUGAGGUUGUAACGAUGAUGACUGGGGGUAGUGAAACCAGCGCUAUCACAAUCUGUUUUUGUCUUUUGAUGUUAGCCAUACAUCAAGAUAUUCAAGAUAAAGUAUACGAUGAAAUUUAUGAUAUUUUUGGCGGGAGUGAAGAAACGAUAACAAUUGAAGACACCACUAAACUGGUGUAUUUAGAACAAGUGUUAAAAGAAACCCUUCGAUUAUACCCCGUAAGACCAGUGCUACUUAGAGAACUUCAAGACGAUGUUAAAAUAUUUUCAAAUGAUUAUGUACUACCAAAAGGAACAACGUGUGUUUUAUGCCCAAUAACCACACACCAUUGUCCUGUUAUAUACCCAAAUCCUUGGUCUUUUAAUCCUGAAAACUUCACCCCUGAAAAUGUCGCAAAACGUCAUAGAUAUAGUUUUAUUCCUUUUAGCGGUGGUCCAAGGGGCUGCAUAGGAUCCAAAUAUGCGAUGUUGUCGAUGAAAGUUACUGUGUCAACAUUUUUACGACAUUUUAGCGUACAUACAGACAUCAAAUUAACAGACAUUAAGUUAAAAAUAGAUUUGUUGAUGAGAAGUGUUCACGGUUAUCCUGUUACAAUUCGACCACGAGUGAAAUUACCAACCAAAUAUUAGCAUAAUUAGAAUUCACUGGGAUAAUGCUCAAUUAUUAAUAUUAUGAUUAGUAUAUUUUGAAUUUUUUAUGUUAUGUAUCAAUCAGUAAUUAUAGAAAUCAUGCAUAUUAUUGAAUAUAACUAUUUUCAACUAUACAAGACAGCUGGGUAAUAAGGAGAAUACGCUGUCUUGAAGGUAAUAUUUAUUUUUAUAAACCUAAAUUGUGAAUUAAGCAUUUCAUUAACUUAUAUGUAUUAUUUAUAGAAAAAAAAAGAAUUGUUGAACUUAAUUAAAAACGAUUCAAAAAAAACUUAAAUACCUAGUAUAUUUUUUUAACAUGAGAAAGUUAUAUUUUUUCAGUUUUUGGAGACUAUAAUAUAUAGUGAUCGAAUAUUGUGUUAAAGUUAAAUUAAGUUAAACGUUAAAUAUUCUUUGUAUUAUAUUUGUUUAUAGUACCUACUUUACUUUAUUGUUUUAAGUUAAAACUAUAAGUAUUAUAAUUAUAUUAUUAUAUUAUAAGUAUCUUACUGUUAGCCUAAGAGGGUCAAGCUGUUAAGUAUAAUAACAAAAGCGUGAUU